AUGGACUCUCAGGACUCAUCGGCUCCGCCACCCCACCACCACCACCAGCACCACCACCACCACUUCCAGCAUCACCACCCCGGGCCGCCGCUGUCAUCCCACCACGCCGUCAUAAUGGGCCCACACUCCCAAACCCAGCUGCAUCCGCCCAACAUGCCGUACCCACUGCACAACAGCAACAACAUUUCCGCCGCAGCCGCCGCCGCUGCGGCGGCGGCGAACGCGUCUCCCAUGAUGCAUCAACAGAACCACCCUCGAUUCCCGUUCAACUCCGCCCCUCCCGUCCCCAAACCCGUGGAUCAUCAGUACUCCGAGGGUUCCCCUUCCGCAAGCGGCGGAGGCGGCGGUGGUGGCGGGGGCGGGGGAGGCUGGUUCAACAUCGAGCCGGCCAGAAAGAAAAGGGGGCGGCCCAGGAAGUACUCGCCGGACAACAGCAUCGGCCUAGGUCUGUCCCCCGCUCCUGCCAGCCAGAUUUCCCCAUCUGCUGCUGCCGGCGGUGGCCAUUUGGAUUCCGGCGGGGGCCCUUCUGCUGACACGUCAGGCAAACGCAACCGCGGAAGGCCGCCCGGUUCCGUGAAAAAGCAGAUGGAUGCGCUAGGGGUUCCAGGAGUUGGUUUUACGCCUCAUGUAAUUACUGUGGAAGUAGGAGAGGACAUAGCAUCAAAAAUUGUGGCUUUCGCACAGCAAGGGCCGCGCACGGUUUGCAUUCUAUCUGCUAAUGGUGCCGUUUGUAACGUUACUCUUCGCCAGCCAGCGAUGUCUGGCGGCACAGUGACAUAUGAGGGGCGCUUUGAGAUAAUCUCUUUGUCUGGUUCGUUCUUAACGUCGGAAAGUAAUGGUGCCCACAGUAGGAGUGGUGCUUUGAGUGUGUCUUUGGCUGGAACAGAUGGCCGAGUAUUGGGUGGUGGGGUUGCUGGAAUGCUUAAAGCCGCAUCACCUGUCCAGGUUGUGGUAGGGAGUUUUAUUGCAGACGGCAAAAAACCGAAAACUGGGUCUUCCUCAGCUGUUGCUAAUACUCCUCCAUCUUCGAAUAUGCUGAAUUUCGGUGCUCGAGCGACCGAGGCCAGCCCGCCUUCACCGGGUGGUUCUAGCGACUCGGGUGAGGACAAUGGUGGUAACAAUAGUAGUCCUCCUCUUCAUCAACAUGGAUCGGGCCCUUACCCUGCUGGACGACCCGUACAGAGUAUGCCCAUGUAUUCGAACAUGGGCUGGCCCAACUCCAUGAAGAUGCAUCCUAAUUAA
Molecule: messenger RNA, 1242 nt
Organism: Striga hermonthica
Lineage: Eukaryota; Viridiplantae; Streptophyta; Magnoliopsida; Lamiales; Orobanchaceae
Source: the annotation of a GenBank genome assembly